AUGGGCAACGGCUCGUUCGGCAGGGGACACGGCGCCAUCUGGCUGGACGAGGUGAAGUGCACGGGCGAUGAGCGCCACCUGUGGGACUGCCGCCGCUCUCCCCUGGGACAGGGCAACUGCGCACACAAGGAGGACGCUGGGGUCGUCUGUACAGAGGUGCUGCCAGGGGGCGGCCUGUCCAUGCCGCUGGCGGCCCUCCUGCCGCUGGGCCUGCUGCUCCUCGGCGCGCUCCUCGCCUUGGCCUGGCAGACGCAGCAGAACCGGCAGCUGAGGACAGUUGUAGCCCGGAGAGAGAUCGCUCUGCGGCAGGAUGCCGUCUAUGAGGAGCUGGACCACAAGCUGUACACGGUGAAAGCAUUCGGACCCCCCCGCAGAGGGAGACUCCUGUUUGAAGAGCCGCCAUCCAACUAUAAUGAUGUGGAGAUCAGGGAGGGGCACCCCAACCCAGGUAGGGCGUCUGGUCCUCAGUUAUCCCACAGUGCACCACACCAGCCCUCGCUCUACCCCAG
Molecule: messenger RNA, 509 nt
Organism: Lepisosteus oculatus (spotted gar)
Lineage: Eukaryota; Metazoa; Chordata; Actinopteri; Semionotiformes; Lepisosteidae
Source: RefSeq, a predicted model, not a curated record